Messenger RNA from Echinops telfairi (small Madagascar hedgehog), 713 nucleotides. RefSeq names its product NEDD8 ubiquitin like modifier (gene NEDD8). The transcript has 4 exons. Gene Ontology annotation, biological process: modification-dependent protein catabolic process; regulation of proteolysis; protein neddylation. NCBI's taxonomy places the organism in Eukaryota, Metazoa, Chordata, Mammalia, Afrosoricida, Tenrecidae. Gene Ontology annotation, cellular component: cytoplasm; nucleus. The record is from RefSeq and is a predicted model, not a curated record. Bases 204 to 452 code for a protein of 82 amino acids. Gene Ontology annotation, molecular function: ubiquitin protein ligase binding; protein tag activity.
CAUUACCGUCCCGCUCAAACGAAGCGCGGGGGCAGUUCCCGAACCUUUCCGGGACACCCCGUAAAAGAAAAGGGGUGGAGCCUAGCAGUGGUGACCCGGAAGCAGAAGUGAUUUUCCACAGGCGGAGUGCUGGGGAGCGGCAGCAGCGGCCACAGCGGUAGAAACAGCAGUGCAUCGGUGUGCGGCCCCGAACUGGGAAGAAGAUGCUAAUUAAAGUGAAGACGCUGACCGGAAAGGAGAUUGAAAUUGACAUUGAGCCCACGGACAAGGUGGAGCGAAUUAAGGAGCGAGUGGAAGAGAAAGAGGGAAUCCCCCCACAGCAACAGCGCCUCAUCUACAGUGGCAAACAGAUGAAUGACGAGAAGACAGCAGCCGACUACAAGAUCUUAGGUGGCUCAGUCCUUCACCUGGUGUUGGCGCUGAGAGGAGGAGGUGGUCGUCUUGGGCAGUGAUGGACCCUGUUACCUCCUCACCCUGUCGCUGGUCACAAGGCACCAUAGGUCCUCAUUCUCUGGGACCCCAGAGCCACUGUCCCCUCCCCUGGAUGCCCAGUCUUGUGUAUCUGCUGGGGGGUGGAGGGGCUACUGUGAGGAUCCCAGGAUGCAGUGUUUCUGGCCCAAAGGGCCCUUGCUGGCUCUUGGGUUUUAGUUUGUGGUCCUGUGUGCUCCCCUCUCACCACUGUGUCCCUGGUUGUCAAUAAAACAUUACCUGGC